CUCCCCGCCUCGGCCGCUGCCCGAAUCGGCGGCAGGAAGAUGGCGGCGCUCAUCCCGCUCAGCCAGCAGUUUUCUGCUGGGAUUCCACUGUAUGAAACUUAUUACAAACAGGUAGAUCCAACAUACACGGGAAGAGUUGGGGCAAGCGAAGCUGCGCUGUUUCUUAAGAAGUCUGGUCUGUCUGAUAUUGUCCUUGGAAAGAUAUGGGAUUUGGCUGAUCCAGAAGGUAAAGGGUACUUGGAUAAACAGGGCUUCUAUGUGGCAUUGCGCCUCGUAGCGUGCGCACAGAACGGCCAUGAGGUUAACCUGAGCAGCCUGAACUUGACUGUGCCACCUCCUAAAUUUCAUGACACCAGCAGUCCCUUGCUGAUCACCCCGCCUUCAACAGAGACUCACUGGGCUGUUAGGGUGGAAGAAAAAGCAAAGUUUGAUGGUAUUUUUGAAAGCCUUUUGCCAGUAAAUGGUUUACUUUCAGGAGACAAAGUAAAACCAGUUCUGAUGAAUUCAAAGCUACCUCUUGAUAUCCUAGGAAGGGUCUGGGAUCUCAGUGAUAUUGAUAAAGAUGGUCACUUGGACAAAGAUGAAUUCGCUGUGGCAAUGCAUUUGGUUUAUAGAGCUCUCGAGAAAGAGCCAGUUCCUUCACUGUUACCCCCUUCUCUCAUACCACCUUCUAAAAGAAAGAAGACACCUGUCUUUCCUGGUGCAGUUCCUGUUCUCCCUGCAAGUCCUCCUCCAAAAGACAGCCUGCGUUCUACCCCAUCUCAUGGUAGCGUAAACAGUCUGAACAGCACGGGGAGUUUGUCUCCCAAGCACGGCAUCAAACCAGCACAGCCAUCUGUGAAUUGGGUCGUGCCAAUGUCUGAGAAAGUGCGAUACGAUGACAUUUUCGUAAAAACAGACACAGAUAUGGAUGGUUUUGUGAGUGGCCAAGAAGUAAAGGACAUUUUUAUGCAUUCAGGUCUGUCUCAGAACCUCCUAGCACAUAUAUGGGCUUUGGCAGAUACAAGACAGAUAGGAAAGCUAAGCAAAGAUCAGUUUGCACUAGCAAUGUAUCUCAUUCAACAGAAGGUCAGUAAAGGGAUCGAUCCUCCACAAGUGUUGUCCCCAGAUAUGAUCCCUCCCACAGAGAGGAAUACGCCCAUACAGACUCUGUCAGGUUACUUGACUCCUGUAGGAACUGAAAUCUCAGCACUAACAGAAAUGCGUCGUGAUAGUUCAAGUUCUGUUGGAUCAGGAGAAUUUACAGGGGUGAAGGAGCUAGAUGAUAUUAGUCAAGAAAUUGCACAGCUGCAGAGGGAAAAAUAUUCUCUGGAGCAAGACAUUAGGGAAAAGGAGGACUCAAUUAGACAGAAAACGAAUGAAGUUCAGGAGCUGCAAAAUGAUUUAGACAGGGAGACAAGUAACUUGCAAGAGCUUGAGGCUCAGAAACAAGAUGCCCAGGACCGCCUGGAUGAAAUGGACCAACAGAAAGCCAAACUGAAGGAUAUGCUGAAUGAUGUAAGGCAGAAAUGCCAGGAGGAAACACAGGUGAUUUCAUCGCUGAAAAUGCAGAUUCAAUCUCAGGAAUCAGAUUUAAAAUCACAGGAAGAUGAUCUUAAUAGAGCAAAAGCAGAGCUGAAUCGCCUCCAGCAAGAAGAGACACAGUUAGAGCAGAGUAUCCAGGCUGGGAAAGUGCAGCUUGAAACAAUAAUCAAGUCUUUAAAAUCAACACAGGAAGAAAUAAACCAGGCAAGAAGUAAACUUUCUCAACUUCAGGAGAGCCAUCAAGAAGUCAGUAAGAGUAUAGAAGAAUAUAAUGGAGCUCUCAAUGGGGUUAAUGGUGGUAGCCUGACAAAUUUAGCAGACAUAAGUGAAGGCCUUGGGCAGACAGAAAGAAGCAAUUAUGGAGCAAUGGAUGACCCAUUCAAGAGUAAAGCCUUGAUGUUCACCAAUAACACGCAAGAAUUGCAUGCAGACCCAUUCCAGUCAGAGGAUCCUUUCAAAUCUGAUCCAUUUAAGGGAGCAGACCCUUUCAAAGGCAGUGACCCAUUCCAGCAUGAUCCUUUUGCAGAGCAGCCACCUGCUCCAGCAGAUCCUUUUGGAGGUGACCCAUUUAAGGAAAGUGAUCCAUUUCGUAGUUCUGCCCCUGAGGAUUUCUUCAAGAAGCAGGUGAAGAGUGACCCGUUCACAUCAGAUCCAUUCACAAAGCCCUCCACUUUACCCUCAAAGCCUGACCCUUUUGAAAGCAGUGAUCCUUUUACCUCUUCCAGUGUCUCUUCAAAAGGUCCAGAUCCAUUUGGAACAUUGGAUCCAUUUGGAAGUGGCGCUUUCAGUAAUGGCGAAGGAUUUGCAGACUUCAGUCAGAUGUCAAAGUCAGUAGCUUCAGACCCCUUCACCUCCUCGUUUGGAGGAAUGGGAUUCUCAGAUGACCCUUUCAAAAGCAAAUCAGACACACCAGCAUUACCACCGAAGAAAAAUGUCCCUCCACGACCCAAGCCACCCAGUGGUAAAAGCACUCCUGUCAGCCACCUUGGGUCUUCAGAUUUUCCCAAGCCCCAUGAUCCAUUCCAGCCAUUUGGGGCUGACAGCAGUGACCCGUUUCAGAGUAAAAAGGGGUUUGGGGACCCAUUUAGUGGAAAAGAUCCAUUUGCUCCCUCCUCUUCAAGUAAAACUUCUAAAGACUCUUCCUUGGGGUUUGCAGACUUCAGCUCUUUUGGAAAUGAAGAGCAGCAGCUGGCUUGGGCAAAGCGUGAGAGUGAAAAAGCAGAGCAAGAAAGACUGGCUCGGCUGCGGAGACAGGAGCAAGAAGACCUGGAGCUGGCCAUUGCGCUCAGUAAGGCCGACAUGCCGAGCUCGUAGGGCUGCUGCGCUCCUCCCUGGCCGAGGGGAACCUUUAAACGCGGCUUCAAAAGAUCCUCAACUCCUGUUCUGUUGUGAAAAUAAUUCUAGUCACUUCAACUCCAUACAGGACUGCCUGGUUCGAUGCAGCUGGGCUCUGCGCGGCUUUUCCAGGGCGUGAAAUGCAGGAAAUACUGUAUUAUAUGUUCUAGGUAAAAUUACUGCUUGUAAGGAACUUAACAGGAUCUUAAGAUACUGAAAACAAAGUUUCUUUGUCUUGAAGACAACGUUGCAUAUAGUAAACUGCACCUUGUGAAUCUGACUUAUUACCUGACUGGUUUUGGAGGCUGCAGUACAAAUUUCAAAGAAAAGGUGAUAAGAAGAUAUUUAUAGAAUUAGCUUUCACUUGCUGAGUUUAUUUAAUUAUUCCUGGUAGGCUGAUGAGCGCGUUAUCUAUGUCAACGUCUUCAGCACAAAUUCAUUAUUAGGUGGUCCCUUUUUAUCCCGGAUAUAUGGCCUUUCUGAAAGAAUCUGGCGAUUUAUAUAUAAUGGAUACCAAUAUAGAUAGUAUCAAGUGCUCCAAAUUUAAGAACUCUGUGAUUUAGGAGGUUUUCUUAUUUAAACACUUGUUUGCAUUGGAUUUUAAUUGUAGGUGACAUUGUAAAAGAUGGACUUAAUUGUUGUAGUAAGUUGGAGAAGUGAUGGGCUGGCAAUUGAGUGACCAGGUAAAAUCUUGCUUUAUCUCAUAUGCAGAUGUGAUUACGGACUGUGGUAAAGGUUUGAGUGCUUCUUUCAUAUAGAAUCAAACAACUGAAUGCUCAGCAAGCUCCAGCUGAGUUCUGCCCUGCAGCUCAUCGUAGGUUGGCUCCAUUUGCCAGAGCAAAUCUGCCAUCCCUCUGAUGUGUGUGAGAGCCUCUACCUCUGUUCCUUGAAUUCCACCUGUCUUAUUUAUGGGGUUACAGAUCAAAUAUUGCUUAGCUGUGAUAAGGCCAGGCUCAAACGGAUGUUACUUGCAACACAUUCAUGCAUAACUUGUGGAAGUCCUGUAGUCUGGAUUGGCUUUAAAGUGUGGCUGAGGUACUGAGUGCUUCCUCCUGGUAAGGGCAGCAAUGUAUUUUCUGUGUCUGAUUUAAAUAAGUCCUUACGAUAAAUCUGUGAAUUAUUUGCUUACUAAAAUGCCUUUUCUGGUCACCACAGGAAUUCUGAGGCUUCAGUUGUCUUCACCUUGGCCUCCAUGUCUAACAGUGCAGAAGGCAGGCGCUCGAUGCUCUUUGUUCUUCCUGAUGCAGCCUUUCUCUUGUAACGUUCUCUGGAAGAUGUGCUGUUCCUUCACCCUCAUUGGUGCAGUUACAUUUUUCUGCCCUCGCUUCCUUCCUUUCAUUUUUCCUAACACAAUGACAGUGCCUGCUUACUGAACGAAGGCAGUCUUUCCCCGUUCUGUUGUAACUGCCUUAUUCUGGAUGCUUUCCUUCACAGAGAUAAUCAGAUUGGAUUAUUAAUUAUUAAUCUUACUGGUGGUUCUGAGCGUUGGUUGUCUGAGGUGCGAAGGGCUGAGUGCAUGUUUGUGUGCAUCCACAACGUGCAGAUCCAUUCCCUUACACCUGCAGCAGUGCAUCAGACUGAAAGCCCAUCUUGGUGUGCAGAGUUGGCAGUCGCAGUGCUUUGUCUCCUGUGCUGCAAACUGAACCUUUAAUUUGCCUCAGGAAGGGAGACGAUGCUCUGCAGUACCAAAACAGCCACAGGACGACUUCAGUACUUCUUUGAGUGAACCCGUGUGAGCGCAGUGGGAUUUCUAAUCUUACAGAGUCUGAUUUGAGAUCCCUUCUCAUUUUUCUUUGUAGUAUAUCAGAUUAAAUGAUCAAACGUAUUAAAACAUCAAGGCAUCCUCUUUUCUGAUGGUUUACAGGACUUCAAGUCUCUGAAAGCGAACUUGGUCUGUCUGUAGCUAACAUGAGAUCAAACUUGCUGUGAAAGAAUAAUUUUCUUAAUUGAAUGACUGCAGUGUAGGAAUCUCAGUGAAGUUAAACAAAUUGUAUUCAUGAGUGAGAGUCUCCUUUUCAUUUUCUUUUGGGCAUGAGUCUUUGUAGUGUCUCUUCUGCUGUAAUAAAACCCUGUUUGUAUGCAGUGCCAUUACAGAAAGGAAAACCACUUUUGGAUACUCCUCGGAUGAUGUCACUCCAGUGGGACAGGGUGGAUGAGCCGAACAGCUUGAUUCAUUGUCUGUGUUAUGUACCAUAACGAGACUCUGCUGCUUUGUCAGUGCUCAGAAAUAUUGGCAUUUAUAAUGCUUCUCAGGCAGGGAUCGGUGUUUUCAAGUUGCUGAGCAGGAAGGCAGAAAUGUGAAUUAAUCUAGCAUUCCACACAGCAUUAGAACUAAUUGCUCAUUUUCCUGUUUCCUUAUGGACUCAUUCUUCAUAUUUGCUUCAAUAAGCAACAGAAGAUCUAGCAAAUUAGCAAGGACAGAAUGUGUCCCCCCUGCACUGUAAGAUCUUGUUGCCUUCACUUUACUGAAACGCUUUUUACACAAAAUUUGAGACACUGAAGUAGAGGAAAACAUAGCUGUGAUUUCUCCCUGUGGUGUAUUUAAUACAGUUUUCCACGUAGAAAAGAUGAUUUCCCACGUUCUUCCCUUUCGCCUGUAACUGAGCAUUUUGUAUCAUAACUGCACUUGAUUUGCUAAGCCAAAAGCUUUUAUGGCAAGACAUUGAUCUCAUUCUUCCUCCAGAACGGUGAAAUUUGAAGCACAAAUAGGCCUUUUGCUAUUUGGGCAGAUGCAACAAUGCAAGAUAAAUAAAAUGUGAGUAUACACAAUGCA
This is a messenger RNA of Lagopus muta (rock ptarmigan), 5632 nucleotides long. RefSeq names its product epidermal growth factor receptor pathway substrate 15 like 1 (gene EPS15L1). Gene Ontology annotation, cellular component: cytoplasm; clathrin coat of coated pit; plasma membrane. The record is from RefSeq and is a predicted model, not a curated record. The transcript has 25 exons. Gene Ontology annotation, molecular function: cadherin binding; calcium ion binding. Gene Ontology annotation, biological process: endosomal transport; endocytosis. Bases 40 to 2838 code for a protein of 932 amino acids. NCBI's taxonomy places the organism in Eukaryota, Metazoa, Chordata, Aves, Galliformes, Phasianidae.